UGGCGGUGGUAGUUAGAGAUUCUUAGAGUUUGUCUGUAUAUUUCGAAGUUUAGAAUGAUUAUCAUAACCCAGUGAGCACAACGUUUCCUGUGUGCAUAGUUAGCGCUGUGCUUUGAAGCAUUUUAGGUGUGACGCUGUAAAAUGAGCGGCUGGGCCGGUUUUUCUGAGGAGGAGCUUCGGAAGAUGCAGCAGAAAGACUCGGCGAUGUCGGCAGCGGCAGCCCGCGGACGGAAACCGGUUCCAGCAAACCGGAAUCGGCAGCAGUUACAGCGGGAGAGGGCCCUUCAGGUAACCGCACAGAAAAACGCUGGAUCCGCAUCUCUUUGCCUUUCACCGGAGCAACAGCUCACCAAACCGCCACCGCCGCCUCCGAAAGAAGAUCCAGAGCCUCAGCCCACAGCCACUCAGUCCACAACCCCUCCAACAGGAGCUCCGGCUGUCAAACAGGGGGUUCAGCACAAACCCACAGAGAUGAAUCCAGCUCCGGAGGAGACCCCGGCCGUCAAAGAGCUGGAGAAACAAGAGGUGGCACUACGGGACAAGACACGUCUGGAGCAACUGCAGCAGGAGCAGAAGAUAAUGGAAGAGAGGAAUAAGCGCAAGAAAGCUCUGCUGACAAAAACGAUCGCUGAGAAGUCCAAACAGACUCAGGCCGAGGCCGUGAAGCUGAGGAGGAUCCAGAAGGAGCUCCAGGCCCUCGAUGACAUGGUGUCCAAUGAUAUCGGCAUCCUGAGAGUAAAGAUAGAACAGGCCAGCUGGGACUACUCCACUGCCAGAAAGCGUUAUGAGAAGGCAGAGACGGAGUACGUGACGGCCAAGCUGGACCUGCACAAGAAGACGGAGGUGAAGGAGCAGCUGACGGAGCACCUCUGCGCCAUCAUCCAGCAGAACGAGCUGCGUAAAGCCCACAAGCUGGAGGAGCUGAUGCAGCAGCUGCAGCUUCAGGCCACUGAGGAAGAGAUGGAGAAGCAGCAGAAGGAGGAGGAGGAGGAGGAGAAGAAGAAGAAGAAGAUGGAGAGCUGCGUGGAGAAACAGAGGGACGGGAAACAGGGGAACGGUUCAGUGGCGAAUCAGGAGGGAACGGUGCAAUCAACCAAAGACUGUAGACCCGGAGAGGAAGAAGAGGCUGUGAUCAUGGAGAAGGGAGGUGACGUCCCGCAAGAGCACCACCCGAUGACUGAACCACAGAAGACUGAACAAGACUGUCAAACACUAGAAAACUCUGUUCAGAGUGGAGUUGCAGCCUCCUGAUGCUCAGAAAACAUUAUCACGCAUUCCGCACUGUAGAGAUUCAAGUAAUGCAGUAAUGACUAAUGUUUUCCAAUAACAGUCUCAGCCAGAUGAAGUGACGCUCGAUGCUGUAACUUCCAGGACUGGGUGUCAAAUGUUAAUUCUUUUUUGGUAUCCACCAAAAUGAGUCAGAUCAACAGUGUCUGACUGGAAGUAACGGAGUUUGCACCAUCCAAUGAGUUUAUUUGAGAUAUUAUGUGUUGGGAAGGACUGUUGUUUUGGUUAUUGAGUAUUGAGAAAGUAAGCACAAACCUGUGACCUUUUUGACUGAAUUUCACUUCAAUUUUUAACUAGGACGACAUUGUGAGAUAUCGAGUUUUGUCGUAUUUGUCCCCACAAGCUUCAACAGUGAUGUAGCUUUCACAUAUUUUUAAAUUAGGGGUUAAAAAGGAGCGUUUGCAUUGGAUUAGGAUCGGAGGAGUAAGGUUGUAUCAGUGCAUCUCCUUUUGCGACGUAGCAGAUUCUUACAUACCAAAUGUUUAUUUAAUAUGUUUAUAAAAAUCUAAUAUGGGCGGUAUUGCAUGUGGGCAAAAAAUAUGGGCAAAAGGUAUUUGCUUUUGGUGAUUACUGGUAAAAAAUAUUGUUGACUAAACUGUCAAGUACCAAAACUGACAUCGGAUAUUUGGUCAGAUUCAUAAUCACGAGUAAUGAUUUUCUGAUCAGAAUUAAAUCAAAACCUUACAUAUUUUUGAUUUACUUUAUAAAGGAGAACUUCUUAUAAGAUUUUACAUUUGAGAAGUCAAGCCUCUUUUGUUAAAUGUUAGAAAGGUGUCCGGGAUGCGGGAAAAGUAUUUAUUUUGGGGAAACGUGGGUAUGAUAUUGACACUAAUGUUGAUAGAUUUCAAUCAACAGCCAGCCUUCAGUAUGUGUGUACCUGCAGGAUCAGACCAAAUCAUAUUCAGCUGCAGAGUAAAUCAGAGUAUCUUGAACCCAUUAUCCUCGAACUCGCUUUCUAUUUGUGUGCUUCCAAAACUUCCAAACAUGUGGAUGAACAUCACAUGUGAAUUAUCUCUCAGAGAAAGAUGACUGUUUUUGAUUAUUGUGUCUUUGUGGCAACAAUGAAAGAUGGGUCCUGCUUACUCCCUGAAGGGAGGCAUGGAUCCAUCUCUGUUCCAAACAUGAACCCCCCCCGCCCCGUCUUAUGUGUUGUAGACAAACAUGUUAGCUGGCGCUGGGCUUCGUGUUCCUCAAAAGCUAAUUCUCGUCUUGUCAGUGCAGACGAGGAGCAGCGGGCCUCCUGAAUGGUAAGGUGAUAUGUGUUAAUGUGCGUACAGAUGCUUUCAGCUGCAUGAGAUUCUGCACAGUUUACCUUUUCUGGCUGCACAAUGUGUCGACAAUAAUAUAUGACAAUAAUCUGAUGUUAACCUGUGUAUAUGUGGGCCUAGCCAAAGCCUGGUUGUAUGUGAAGCAAACGACAUGAAUAUAAAUAGUUAUUUAAAUUGGGUACGUAUUUAAAGAGGUUAUAUUUAGA
This is a messenger RNA of Anoplopoma fimbria (sablefish), 2761 nucleotides long. RefSeq names its product golgin, rab6-interacting (gene gorab). The record is from RefSeq and is a predicted model, not a curated record. NCBI's taxonomy places the organism in Eukaryota, Metazoa, Chordata, Actinopteri, Perciformes, Anoplopomatidae. Gene Ontology annotation, biological process: non-motile cilium assembly.